CCAGCGUUCGUCUUUAGGAAGCGGAAGUAAAAGGGCGGCCGGCCGCUGGGCAGUUUCUCUGAGAGGCAGGCUGCAGAGUGGGCCGCGGGAGAGGCGCGUGUCGGCUUCUCACUGGCGCAGCCUGCACCGCCGCUGCCGCUCCGCCCCGCCCUGCCCUGGCGUUGUCUCUCGCGCUGUAGGGGACAAGCCGCGGCCCGGGCAUGGGCAGCAAGGGAGACGCGAGCGGUGCGUGUGCUGCGGCUGCGCUGCCGGUGACAGGAGUUUGCUGUAAAAUGGGAGUUCUGAUUGUACUCAUGGUUCUGUGGCUGUUCUCCUCAGUAAAGGCGGACUCAAAAGCCAUUACAACCUCUCUUACAACAAAAUGGUUUUCCACUCCAUUGUUGUUAGAAGCCAGUGAGUUUUUAGCAGAAGACAGUCAAGAGAAAUUUUGGAAUUUUGUAGAAACCAGUCAAAAUGUUGGAUCAUCAGAUCAUCACGAUACUGAUUAUUCCUAUUAUCAUGCAAUAUUGGAAGCCGCAUUUCAGUUUCUGUCACCUCUCCAGCAGAAUUUGUUAAAAUUUUGCCUGUCUCUUCGUUCCUACUCAGCUACGAUCCAAGCCUUCCAGCAGAUAGCAGCUGAUGAACCUCCGCCAGAAGGAUGUAAUUCAUUUUUUUCAGUGCAUGGAAAGAAGACUUGUGAAUUUGAUUCCCUUGAGACUCUUCUACUGACAGCCUCUGAAAGACCCAAACCUUUAUUGUUCAAAGGAGAUCACAGAUAUCCCUCGUCUAAUCCUGAAAGCCCAGUGGUGAUUUUCUAUUCUGAGAUUGGCUCUGAGGAAUUUUCUAAUGUUCACCGUCAACUUGUAUCAAAAAGCAAUGCAGGCAAAAUCAGUUAUGUAUUCAGACAUUAUAUAUUUAAUCUCAGGAAGGAACCUGUUUACCUCUCUGGCUAUGGUGUGGAAUUGGCCAUUAAGAGCACUGAGUACAAGGCCAAGGAUGAUACUCAGGUGAAAGGAACUGAGGUAAAUACCACAGUGAUUGGCGAAAAUGAUCCUAUUGAUGAGGUUCAGGGUUUUCUCUUUGGAAAAUUGAGAGACCUGCACCCUGACCUGGAGGGACAGUUGAAAGAACUGAGAAAGCAUCUUGUAGAGAGCACCAAUGAAAUGGCACCAUUAAAAGUUUGGCAGUUGCAAGAUCUCAGUUUCCAGACUGCUGCUCGAAUCUUGGCUUCUCCUGUUGAGUUGGCUUUGGUUGUUAUGAAGGAUCUUAGUCAAAAUUUUCCUACCAAAGCCAGAGCAAUAACAAAAACAGCUGUGAGCUCAGAACUUAGAACCGAAGUGGAAGAGAAUCAGAAGUAUUUCAAGGGAACUUUAGGAUUACAACCUGGAGAUUCAGCUCUCUUCAUCAAUGGACUUCACAUUGAUUUAGAUACACAGGAUAUAUUCAGUCUGUUUGAUGUGUUGAGAAAUGAAGCUCGGGUCAUGGAGGGUCUGCAUAGGUUGGGAAUAGAAGGCCUUUCUCUGCAUAAUGUUUUGAAGCUGAACAUCCAGCCCUCUGAGGCUGACUAUGCAGUAGACAUCAGGAGUCCUGCUAUUUCAUGGGCCAACAACCUGGAGGUUGAUAGCAGAUAUAAUUCGUGGCCUUCUAGUUUGCAAGAGUUGCUUCGACCUACUUUUCCUGGUGUUAUUCGACAGAUCAGGAAAAACUUACAUAAUAUGGUUUUCAUAGUUGAUCCCGCACAUGAGACCACAACAGAGUUGAUUAACACAGCUGAGAUGUUCCUUAGUAAUCAUAUACCACUAAGAAUUGGUUUUAUCUUUGUGGUUAAUGACUCUGAAGAUGUUGAUGGGAUGCAAGAUGCUGGAGUGGCUGUUCUUAGAGCAUAUAAUUAUGUUGCCCAGGAUGUGGAUGAUUAUCAUGCCUUCCAGACUCUGACACAUAUCUAUAACAAGGUGAGGACUGGAGAAAAAGUGAAAGUUGAACAUGUGGUCAGUGUCCUAGAGAAGAAAUACCCAUAUGUAGAAGUGAAUAGCAUUUUGGGGAUUGAUUCCGCUUAUGAUCAGAAUCGGAAGGAAGCAAGAGGCUACUAUGAGCAGACUGGAGUUGGCCCCCUGCCUGUAGUGCUGUUCAAUGGAAUGCCCUUUGAAAAGGAACAGCUAGACCCUGAUGAGUUAGAAACCAUCACAAUGCAUAAAAUCCUGGAGACCACCACCUUCUUCCAAAGAGCAGUGUACUUGGGUGAACUGCCCCAUGAUCAAGAUGUGGUGGAGUAUAUCAUGAAUCAGCCAAAUGUUGUUCCACGAAUCAAUUCUAGGAUUUUGACAGCUGAACGAGACUACCUGGAUUUGACAGCAAGUAAUAACUUCUUUGUGGAUGAUUAUGCUAGAUUUACUACAUUGGAUUCCCAAGGCAAGACUGCUGCUGUAGUCAACAGUAUGAACUAUCUGACAAAGAAAGGAAUGUCCUCCAAGGAAAUCUAUGAUGAUUCUUUUAUUAGGCCAGUAACUUUUUGGAUUGUUGGGGAUUUUGAUAGUCCUUCUGGACGGCAGUUAUUGUAUGAUGCCAUCAGGCAUCAGAAAUCCAGUAACAAUGUUAGAAUAAGCAUGAUAAAUAAUCCUGCCAAAGAGAUAAGCUAUGAGAACACUCAGAUUUCCAGAGCAAUCUGGGCAGCUCUCCAAACUCAGACCUCCAACGCUGCUAAGAACUUCAUCACCAAAAUGGCCAAGGAGGGGGCUGCAGAGGCCCUGGCUGCAGGAGCUGACAUUGCGGAGUUCUCUGUUGGGGGAAUGGAUUUCAGUCUUUUUAAAGAGGUCUUUGAGUCUUCCAAAAUGGAUUUCAUUUUGUCUCAUGCCAUGUACUGCAGGGAUGUUCUGAAGCUGAAGAAGGGACAGAGGGCAGUGAUCAGCAAUGGAAGGAUCAUUGGGCCACUGAAGGAUAGUGAGCUCUUUAAUCAAGACGAUUUCCACCUCCUCGAAAAUAUCAUCUUAAAAACGUCAGGACAGAAAAUAAAAUCUCACAUUCAACAGCUUCGGGUAGAAGAAGAUGUGGCAAGUGACUUGGUAAUGAAGGUGGAUGCUCUCCUGUCAGCACAACCAAAAGGAGAUGCAAGAAUCGAGUACCAGUUUUUUGAAGACAGACACAGUGCAAUUAAACUGAGGCCGAAGGAAGGAGAGACGUACUUUGAUGUUGUGGCUGUCGUUGACCCUGUCACCAGAGACGCACAGAGACUUGCUCCCUUGCUCUUGGUUUUGGCUCAGCUGAUAAACAUGAAUCUGAGAGUAUUUAUGAACUGCCAAUCUAAACUUUCCGACAUGCCUUUGAAAAGCUUUUACCGUUAUGUCUUAGAACCAGAGAUUUCUUUUACUUCAGACAAUAGCUUUGCUAAGGGUCCAAUAGCAAAAUUUUUGGAUAUGCCUCAGUCUCCACUAUUCACUCUGAAUUUGAACACGCCUGAGAGCUGGAUGGUAGAAUCUGUCAGAACACCAUAUGAUCUUGAUAAUAUUUAUUUAGAAGAGGUGGACAGUGUAGUGGCUGCUGAGUAUGAGCUGGAGUACCUGUUACUAGAAGGUCAUUGCUAUGACAUCACCACAGGCCAACCUCCACGGGGACUGCAGUUUACUUUAGGAACUUCAGCCAACCCGGUCAUUGUGGACACCAUUGUUAUGGCCAAUCUGGGCUACUUUCAGCUGAAAGCCAACCCAGGAGCUUGGAUCCUCAGACUUAGGAAGGGACGCUCUGAAGAUAUUUAUAGAAUCUACAGCCAUGAUGGCACCGAUUCUCCCCCUGAUGCUGAUGAGGUGGUUAUCGUCCUCAACAACUUCAAAAGCAAAAUUAUUAAAGUGAAGGUUCAGAAGAAGGCAGACAUGGUGAAUGAAGACUUGCUGAGUGAUGGAACGAAUGAGAAUGAAUCUGGAUUUUGGGAUUCCUUCAAAUGGGGCUUUACAGGAGGACAGAAGACUGAGGAAGUGAAGCAAGAUAAAGAUGACAUAAUUAAUAUUUUCUCCGUUGCAUCUGGUCACCUCUACGAAAGAUUUCUUCGCAUAAUGAUGCUAUCUGUGCUGAAGAAUACCAAGACACCUGUGAAAUUCUGGUUCUUGAAGAAUUACUUGUCCCCCACAUUUAAGGAGUUUAUACCUUACAUGGCAAAUGAAUACAAUUUCCAGUAUGAGCUUGUUCAGUACAAGUGGCCCCGGUGGCUUCAUCAGCAGACUGAAAAGCAGCGCAUCAUCUGGGGUUACAAGAUCCUCUUCCUGGAUGUACUUUUCCCACUAGUUGUUGACAAGUUCCUGUUUGUGGACGCUGAUCAGAUUGUACGAACAGAUCUGAAAGAGUUACGAGAUUUCAAUUUGGACGGUGCUCCUUAUGGUUACACUCCUUUCUGUGACAGCCGAAGAGAAAUGGAUGGCUACAGGUUCUGGAAGUCGGGGUACUGGGCCAGUCAUUUAGCUGGCCGAAAGUAUCAUAUCAGUGCACUAUACGUUGUGGAUCUGAAGAAGUUUAGGAAAAUAGCUGCUGGUGACAGACUCAGGGGACAGUACCAAGGUCUGAGUCAAGAUCCUAACAGCCUUUCAAAUCUUGAUCAAGAUCUGCCCAAUAACAUGAUUCAUCAGGUGCCAAUUAAAUCCCUCCCUCAAGAAUGGCUUUGGUGUGAAACGUGGUGUGAUGACGCCUCUAAGAAAAGGGCAAAAACCAUUGAUUUGUGUAAUAAUCCAAUGACCAAAGAGCCUAAACUGGAAGCAGCUGUGCGAAUUGUCCCAGAGUGGCAGGACUACGAUCAAGAGAUCAAACAGCUACAGAUCCGCUUUCAAAAGGAGAAAGAAACAGGAACGCUGUAUAAAGAGAAGACAAAAGAACCAAGCCGAGAAGGUCCUCAGAAACGUGAAGAAUUAUGAUCUCUGGAGAAAGAUAGGAAAUCACCCCAUUUGAAAAACAGUUUUUAUACUAAAUGCUAGUUUUUUCUGAUCUGUCUAUACAACUGCUGAUAAACUGGCUGGGCAGGAGUGCCAUACCUUUUGAUUCUGAGCAUUUGAUUCUGACUUCUGCACUCCAGUGGGCUCUGGAUCUUUGGGAUUAAGGCUCUAUUGGAUUUGUACCUCAGAGGAAGACCAAGUGGCUGUUCUUUUGUACUCUGUAAAGAGCAUUCUUCUAGCCAGAGGGUGGAAUGGCAGCAGCAACCGGAAGAAAAUGUCUUUUGGUGCCUACACCCAAGGGUACACACAUGCUGCACUGUGUCGGAAAGCAGGCCAGCUGGAGCCGCCAUGUUUUUCCUUACCUCAGUUUACCUGCAGCAUGCACUGUACUGCAGAUGCCCACCCUGUCCUGGGUUUGGCUGGGAGAAGCUCUGUUCAAGGCCCACACACCUCCAGGUUUAAGCCAACGUGCUACUUGUGCCCUCCCCACCUUCUCUUCCCAAGCAUUAGGUGCAUGAAGUGAAAUACAACCAACAUGGUGUGUCAAGGCUGGUAUGGUGCAGUGGCUGGGCAAAUUAAUUUGGGGCCAUGAUGGGGGUAGGUUGCAGUGAGGGUAGGGAAAAUAUCAGGAGUAGGAAGGUUCUGGGGGUUAUGGGAAGGGAAGGAAGACCAAGAACUGGCCAUUCCCUUUUAUAAACCAUUAGUAGCAUCAUGGCUUAUUUGAAAUGAAAACAUUACUCUUAUUCCCCAACCAACUGCAGUGAACUUUCUAGGUAAUUGUUUUAUAAACAAUUUUUGUAUUUGUGAAUGUCUUUGCUUUUUCUUUCCACUUUCUAAAAAAGUCUGUUACCAGUUUCCUUACUGGAUACAGCAAUCCUAAGCCCCUUUCAUAUCCAGUCCGUAGGGUUCAGGCCCCCUCAAGAAGAGCACCACAUUGUCUGUCCUCUCCUGUGGAGGAUUUUCUCUCAGACCCAGGGGAAGUUGCCUUGGACUUUUCUCUGCAAAUGCCCUUAGAUCUAAGACCAGGAACAAUUCUGCCCAUGAAACUCGUGGCUUCCUGUCCUAUUUUCCUGUAUCUGAGCACCGUAGGUUACCUUUGGUUCCCACAGCAGUUCUUUCUUCGUGUUGCAUCAUGAAGCCCCAUUAGCCUUUAGUCCCUGCUUUGUGUGUCUUCACUUCCACAGUCAUUAGUGCCCCUCAGGGCAGCCUGUGCUGAUGAACAGGCUGUAGAGUCUUGGAUGUGUUAUUGGCCUGAGUAGGCCUGAGGCGCUGGCAUGCGACUCCAUCUGCCAGGCUGCAGGGCACAGCAGCACUGGCACAGAUAGGCAUGCUCUGUCUUCCAAUGCACACUGGCCUUUGCUUACAUAUUUUGCUUGUUUUUAAAAAAUAUGAGGAGAGGGUGCAGAUGGAUAGCCAUAUCCUCACCCUUCUAAGCCAGGUAAUAUAUUGAUGUGCAGACUUUUAAAGAAAUCAGUCUUAUCACAAAUAUCACGUAAUUUAUUUUUUCCAUUUUCAAUGCAAAAGUUAGUCUAGGAAGCAUCUCAUUCAUCCCGAAGGACCUUUUGACUUUGCCUUUAUAAUUCCGUUAAAAAUUGAGGAGAGGAUUAAUGGUACAAUGAAAAAAAAAAUUUAAGGAGAGGAGAGCUCAAAAGAGGGUAAGAGACUGAAAAGGUACCUGAUUAUGACUUCCCCCACUCUGCCCCUCUGGUCAGAGCAGCUGGAGAGAUGGGAUCAGUGAGAUUAAAAAACUUGUGUUCAAGCUGCAUCUUCACACUGAAUGAAAACUUCAGAGAGUGAUGGCUGCUGUCCACAACUGUGGGCAGAGGUGUGCCUUUUCUAAGUUUCUUUUCCAGAAGGUUGAACGGGGAUACUCAAAUCUUUACUGGGAUAUAUGCUUUCCAAAUGCUGGCCCCAUGGAACCUUUCCCCAUGUCUUUCUACCAAGCCUCUUACGUUUAUUCUACGCAAGGAAGAUGCAGAGUAGACCAUGUUCUCUGUGUGGUAUACAUGUCCUGGUGUCACUCAUUGCCUCUUAUCUGUCACCACCCUGACAUAAGUCCGCUUAAUCAUUGACUCUGAAUAAUGCAAGACCCAGCUUGCUUGCAAAAUGGUCUAGGACCCUCCUCCUCCUGUCAGUUUCUUUUUUUAGUUCCUGUGGCAUAUUCAUCUUUCAAAAUUAACCAAAUGCCCCAGAAAAUGAUGUUACCACUAAAAUAUUGUCUCUAAGAAGGCAUACUGUGAUGGAAAAGAUAGGUAAGAGAUUUUUUUCCAAGAAAAAAAUCAAGAAGUAAGAAUUGAUUCUGCUGAAUGUUCAAACUCUGUAAACUGUUCACAAUAUGUUGUUCUUAGCCAUCAUUUAUAUAUAAUGAAUUGUUUUUUCUCUUAAUCAUGCCAUAGUGGAAACUUUUGUUUCUGAAUAAGAGACAGAGUAAUAUGAAAUAAUGUGAAUGUCAGAGUGACAUGCAGCACCGUCAGCCUGUUUUUAUGUUCUGUGAACAGUGGCAUUCGAUUGAGAUCAAAGCCUGUCACAGCCUGCUGCUGGGGCUGUGGGAUAUGCCAGGGUACUGUGUUUGGUUUUAGAAGUUUACUGAAUGUUUACCACAUGGAGAGUGAUGGAUGACAUGUUAGUUUCUCUAAGGGGGAUAAAGUUGUGCAUCUACCAAUGUUGCAUUUCAGAUUGAACACAUAGAUGCUUGCCUAUUUACUUGGGUGAAUGCCUCUUGGAAGGGCAAAGAUUGCAUGCAUGAUGUAUGUUAAGAAACAGUUUCCAGAAAUGGAGCUUAAUUUGCUCUGCUCUCCUUAAGCCCCCGUGUUUUUUAUUUAUUUAUUUAUUUUUUUGAGUCUCAUUCUGUUGCUCAGGCUGGAGUGCAGUGGCGCAAUCUCGAUUCACUGCAACCUCGAUUCACUGCAACCUCUGCAUCCCAGGUUCAAGCGAUUCUCCCGUCUCACUCUCCCAAGUAGCUGGGAUUACAGGCGCCUGCCACCACACUCGGCUAAUUUUUGUAUUUUUAGUAGAAACGGGGUUUUACCAUGUUGGUUGGCCAGGCUGGUCUUGAACUCAGGUGAUCUGCCUGCCUUAGCCUCCCAAAAUGGUGGGAUUACUGGCUUGAGCCAUGUCCAGCCAAACCCUUGUGUUCUGAACCUUGUCGAGGUCUGCCUGAAUGAGCUUUCUUCUGAUCGUGGGGACCAAGUCCCUGAGUAGAGGGCCAAGAGCAAGGGAUAGGGGAUCAUUAUGUGGAAGAGACCACAUAAUGGUCUCAGGGAGGAAGGAACUCGCAGAGUUUCCUUUAGCCAGGAAACCUACUCUACUGACCCCAUGACUUGGACAAUCAGACACAACCCUGAUAAUGACAAGUGUAAAAUGAUUCCUUCUCUCCCACCCUCUGGAAUUACAUUUAGAUAUACUUGAAAGCAGUCCUUUUCUAAAAUUGCCAUACCUAGUUUGGCCUGAAUGAUUAAGAUAAAUAACUCAAGAGUUACAGGAAAAAAGAAAAAGAGUUACAAGGGAAUUGUAGUCUAUUUCUCUGAAUAUAAUGUUUGUACUGUGGUAUUACAUUUCAUGGGAAUGGAAAUGUAUUGUAAAGCCACCUGAUGGAAGCUUUCUCUUGGUAAUAAAAAUGGAGGUAUAUUAUGUGCAGAGUCAUCUAAAUAUAUGCAUUCUAUUGUGUAUUUUUUUUUUUUUUUCUCAGAGUUUUGCUCUUGUUGCCCAGGCUGGAGUACAAUGGUGCUAUCUCAGCUCACUGCAACCUCCACCUCCCGGGUUCAGGCAAUUCUCCUGCUUCAGCCUCCUGAGUAGCUGGGAUUACAUGCACCUGCCAUUAUGCCUGGCUAAUUUGUAUUUUUAGUAGAGACAGGGUUUCACCAUGUUGGCCAGGGUGAUCUCCAACUCCUGACCUCAAGUGAUCUGCCCUUCUUGGCUUCCUAAAGUGCUAGGAUUACAGGAGUGAGCCACCAUGCCUGGCCUACUUUUUGCAUUUUUAGUAGGAACGGGGUUUCACCAUGUUGGUCAGGCUAGUCUCGAACUCCUGAUGUCAGGCGAUCCACCCACCCUGGCCUCCCAAAGUGCUGGCUAGAAUUACAGGCGUGAGCCACCUCGCCUGGCCUAUUUGUUGUGUAAUUUUAAUAAUUAGUUUUUUAAGCACUUGAUUUCAUGGGCGCAUUUUUGUGGGAUGAUUGGAGUUAAUCAGAUAGAGCUUGUCGUGUGUCUAGUCUGAUAAGACAACUUCUAAAUUCAUGUUUUCUUUGUCUUGAGGUAGUAAGGGAGAGAUCUUAAUCAGGAUUUUGGUAAUUACCUGAUUGAAUUAAAGCAAAUGAGACAUCAUGAACUUUAGUGGUAUUGAUAUUUCAGGGUGUAUACCUGAAAUACCUGGAGGAUACAGAUUUCUCAUUCAUUAUUUGGUCUUUCAUUUCUCUGUAUACAGAAAUGACACUUCUGGAAGGCAGUAGUGGCAGGGAGUCAAUGAAUUGAGUAGAGGGUCCCAUUCCCUCAGGCUGUCACUGAGCAGUGACAAUUUUUAAAAACAAACUGCAAAGUCUGUGGCAGGCGGCCACAUGCUGCUCCCUAGAAGGAGCACAUAAAGGUUAAGCUCCGUGGUCAAGAAUUGCAAGCAAGAGGUCCUCUCCUGAGUCUUUCCCAGGUACCCAGCAGCGCAGAGCCAGCCAUGGAAGGUUGCAGUGGGACAGGAGUGUACUGUAUGCCUUGCCUUACUUGUCACCAUUGAGAUUUCCAGAGAAAUGGGCAGAGCGCCUUUUAACAGCAACAACAAAAAGCAGAAUACAUUAACCUAAGCUCGACAGCGAAGAUUAUCAUCAAGUACCAUGUUUUCCAACCAACCAGUCAUUCAUGGUAAUAACAAGAUAAAGGUGGGAAAAUCUUAGAAUUUUUCAGGAAACUACUUUGCAAAUCUUCUUCAUGAACAUCUGAUUUUACGGUAAUUCUGCUCCAUUAAAUGCAACAAUGUGUUCAGGUGCUGCUCCUUGCUUGGUAACAGCAUUGGGGUUUUAAAUGUUUGCGGAAUCUCUGCAUCUGAGGGGAAUUGAGAAAGAACUUCCUGGUACUGUAAUGAAAAUAAGGUCUGCUCAACACAAUAAACUUUUCCUGUCUUCUUUAAAA
Molecule: messenger RNA, 10001 nt
Organism: Callithrix jacchus (white-tufted-ear marmoset)
Lineage: Eukaryota; Metazoa; Chordata; Mammalia; Primates; Cebidae
Gene: UGGT1
Product: UDP-glucose glycoprotein glucosyltransferase 1
Biological process (GO): ERAD pathway
Cellular component (GO): endoplasmic reticulum
Molecular function (GO): UDP-glucose:glycoprotein glucosyltransferase activity
Source: RefSeq, a predicted model, not a curated record